Molecule: messenger RNA, 2601 nt
Organism: Saccostrea echinata
Lineage: Eukaryota; Metazoa; Mollusca; Bivalvia; Ostreida; Ostreidae
Product: ubiquitin-conjugating enzyme E2 G2-like
Exons: 5
Coding region: 31-528 (165 amino acids)
Cellular component (GO): endoplasmic reticulum; cytosol
Source: RefSeq, a predicted model, not a curated record
UUUAGAAGAUGUCUGAAUACUGAAAACACCAUGGCUGGGUCAGCAUUAAAACGACUUAUGGCAGAAUACAAACAGCUUACACUUAAUCCACCAGAGGGAAUAAUUGCUGGUCCUUUAGAUGAAGAAAAUUUCUUUGAGUGGGAAGCAUAUAUUAUGGGCCCAGAAGGUACUUGUUUUGAGGGUGGUGUAUUUCCUUCAAGACUAACUUUUCCACCUGACUAUCCAUUGAGUCCCCCUAAGAUGAAAUUUACCUGUGAUUUGUUUCACCCGAACAUAUACCCAGAUGGAAGAGUAUGCAUUUCUAUCCUACAUGCCCCAGGAGAUGAUCCUAUGGGAUAUGAAACCAGUGCUGAACGAUGGAGUCCUGUUCAAAGUGUAGAGAAAAUUCUACUCUCUGUUGUUAGUAUGCUGGCAGAGCCCAAUGAUGAAAGUGCAGCCAAUGUUGACGCAGCCAAGACAUGGCGUGAGAACAGAGAUAAAUUCACUGAAAUAGCUCACAGGACAGUUAGACAAUCACUAGGAUUAUAGCUACAUGUAUCUCAUCAUUCAAAGGUGCUACCAAGCUUUGGGAUGUGUUUUAAUACACUAUGGAUGUAUAAAAGAUUUAUUACCUAUUUUUUACAAGCCUAAAGUCAAAUUGAAAAUAGAUUUAGUUUUAAAAAAUGGUGUGACUUCUGCCUUUUAAUUGUUAAUAAAUCUAUUCUUCUACAUUUUGCAUAAAAAUUAUGCUUAUAUAUGGAAACAAUGUUAAUUUUCAAUUAUUUUUUAAUCUGUACUUGGCAUAAACUUGUUAAGGCCUUCUAAGUUUUUUCUUUGUUUUCCAUCCACCUUUCAUUCAAAAUCCUAUCUACCUAUUCUCAAAAAUAGACAAGCCAAAAAAAUAAAACACACACUUUUAAGUCCUAAAAAUGUCCUCAUUAAGAUUUGAUUUAAUUAUUCUAGCUUUCUCAUAGAAAUAUAUAUUCCUGUGCAAAAUCAAGGUACAUGUAAUAAAUGCUAUGCAUAUACCAAAAACAAAAUUUGAAAGAAAUUGAUAGAAUUUUAAAAGUUUUGACAAAAAAUUAUUAAUUUCUGGACUAUUGAUUUUGUGUGUGUUUUUUUAUGAUAUGGGGUGUCAAAAACCAUGUGCACGUGGAUGCUAAACAGAAAAAAAAAACUUGGAAUGGCAAAACAAAUUAAAAAAAAAAGUUUUGUCUCUAGUAUUUAGGAAGAAAAAGACUGAACUAUGAAGUAAAAAAAGUACAUGACUGUACAUGUGUAUCAUACUUGUAUCAUAUUGUUUGUACACUGUGCAUGUGCAUGAUGUGUAUACAGUUAAAGUUUUGAUGUCAGUGAAUUAAAUUGUUGGUACAGGUGUAAGUUUGUUGACAGAUAAUGUUUGUACAAUAUGAUUGUGGUAAAGUGUGAUAAUAUUAUUAUGUGGGAAAAAUGGUAGUGCAGGAAAGACAGAUGUUUGCAUUUAUUUUAUUUUUAGGACCCUGCAACAAGAUGGAGGUAGUAAUCACAAUUUCUGUUUGUCUUUCUUUCAUGCAGUGUGUUUGUCUCUCUGUCCAUCCACACCUUUAUGUGUUGUGGUAACUUGAGUACCUUUCAUCCUAAAGGGAUCUUAUUUAAUAAAUGGAUGGAGGAUACUUAGAUGAAAACAUGAGUUCUGGGGGUCACUUCAUAAAGAGUCCAAAUACCUGCCCUGACUAUUGCUCAUGUAUAUGAUUCUACAGCUGGUACUGUGGAUUUCUUAUUUUACGUGAGUACUUAAUAUUGCGAAAUGGCCCUUAAACAACAAAUUGCGAGAAGUAUAAUUCGCGAGUGGACGCUUGAUUAAGAUUUUUUAUGUGGAUUUCAGUACCACAAAAAUUAAAGUGAGUAAUUUUAUUUCGUGAGAGGUUCUUUUUGCGUAAUUAUGCGAUAAUUAAUUCCUCAUGUAUAUUUAGGAAUCUACAGUACAGUGUAUAUGUUUUGAAAUUAAUUGAAUGAUUUCAUAUUGUCUACAGAUUUUGAGGUCAAAGGUCUUAUUAUGAAUUCUUAAUGGGCCAUUGUAUUACAUUGCCUCAGAAUUUUGUAACACAAACAUAAAAAAAAUGUUUGUGAGGCAUUUUUUUCAAAGUAUAAUUUACAUCAUUAGUACUUAGAGAAUGAACAAAGAGUCAAGACUAAUGACAUGACUAUUGCCUAUUUAGGGGAUGCAGUAAUAUGGGUAUUUUUAGCUAAACAGGUACAAUUUCUAUACAAAAGUAUAAAGUGAUUAGAGGAUAAAAGUUGAAGAUUUUAAUGUAAUUUUCUCAAAUGUUAGUAAAAUGUUAGACUGCCAGUUUUCUGUAAUUUGUAAUUAAAAAUAUGUGAACACAUACAAUGGAACUUCCGUAUCUUGAACACCGAUAUCUCAAACACCAUGGAUAUGUUGAAGUGAUAUGGAAGUCUGAACCCCUUAUUCUUCAAGUAUUUUACCCUGGAUAUCUUGAAAACUUGGGUAUCUCAUUUUUUAUCAGUCCCAUUGAGUUUGAGAUAACAAAGUUUGACUGUAUUACAGGAAAUUUUUUGUGUAAAAACUGAAUAUUAGAAUGUUUGAAGUAUAUUAAAUAACUAAUAAAAAUGUCUUCGAUA